CCUGUUUGUUGUUGGAGAAAGGGAGAGAAAGGAAAGCGCGAGGAAUCGCUACCACCGCCUCCACCAGUACCAGCCGUGACGGAGCUGAGAGGAGACCACGGGCCCUACCGCCCUGCCUCUCCUCCUUCUUAUCGCUGGCUGCCAACCUCCUCGGGAUUUAUUCCAACAAUCUGUUAAAACAUGGUGGAUUACUAUGAAGUUCUAGGCGUGCAGAGACAUGCCUCACCUGAGGAUAUUAAAAAGGCAUACCGUAAAUUGGCACUGAAGUGGCACCCUGAUAAAAAUCCUGAGAAUAAAGAAGAAGCAGAGAGAAAAUUCAAACAAGUAGCUGAGGCAUAUGAGGUGUUAUCAGAUGCUAAAAAACGGGACAUCUAUGACAAAUAUGGCAAAGAAGGAUUAAAUGGUGGUGGUGGAGGUGGAAGUCAUUUUGACAGUCCAUUUGAGUUUGGCUUUACAUUCCGUAAUCCAGAUGAGGUCUUCAGGGAAUUUUUUGGUGGAAGGGACCCAUUUGCUUUUGACUUCUUUGAAGACCCAUUUGAGGAGUUUUUUGGAAAUCGAAGAGGCCUCCAUGGAGCCAGAAACAGGGGCACAGGAUCUUUUUUCUCUUCCUUCAGUGGAUUUCCAUCUUUUGGAGGUGGAUUUCCUUCUUUUGAUACAGGAUUUACAUCAUUUGGUUCUCUGGGGCAUGGGGGCCUUACUUCAUUUUCUUCAACAUCCUUUGGUGGUAGUAGGAUGGGCAACUUCACAUCUAUAUCAACUUCUACUAAAAUAGUUAAUGGCAGAAAAAUCACUACAAAGAGGAUUACUGAGAAUGGUCAAGAAAGAGUAGAAGUUGAGGAAGAUGGCCAGUUAAAGUCCUUAACGAUAAAUGGUGUGGCAGAUGAAGAAGCCUUUGUAGAAGAAUGCAGGCGAAGAGGACAAAAUGCCCUGCCUUCCCAGCCAGCCAAUGUCCGUUUGCAGAAGUCUCACAGACCUGCCACUUUACCCAAACAUGUAUCUAACUAUAUUUGUGAGGAGGAGAAUGAGCAAGAUAAACCUCAGGUCACCAGCAACUGGGAUCCCUCCAUUUUUUCCGCAGGAUUCAAAGAAGGUGGCAAGAGGAAGAAGCAGAAGCAGAGAGAGGAGCAGAAGAAGAAGAAGUCGACCAAAGGGAAUCACUAGACUGGACUUACCAGACACAUGCACACUUUUGCACCAAAUGCUCACAUAACGUUGGAGCACGGGCCUGGGUUCUGUGUGUGUUUUGGUUGUACACACUCGAGAUAGAAGACAUCUUAUUUAAUAUUCCAUACCAAGAUCACACUUAUUUUUAGCAGGUCUGUGGACACUUGAUCACUGUAGAUUAGGGAUGUCAGAAGAAGUGAGUUGAUGAUAAUGGUUGACAAUCAUUGAAAUUUGGAACACAGCAUAGACUUAAUUUUGCUUUUCCCCAGCACUGAAUCUUAUUAGUGUUUUCCUAUAGCAUUGUUAAGAAUCUAAUUCAUUUUUCCUAAGGCUCUGUCUCAUUCUUUUCAACUGUUCAACCACUAUACAAACUACUGAAAUAUUUAUAGCUUUAGAAGUAUAGUACAAUACAGAUAUUGACUAUAUAUUCAUGAAAUGACUUUUUCCCCUAAUGGCAGUAAAGUAUUUGAAAUUAGAAUAUAAUUAAGUAUAGCAUAAUUUAAAGAUAAUGUAAAUUACACAUUGAAUCAUGAAUAUAAGGAUACUUUUUUUUUUUUUUUUUUUAAUAAGUUUAAGACCUGAGUAUGAAUUCUUCAAAGCAAUCUGGACUUAUACAUGGUAGGUCAACACUGAGUCACUUCAGAUGUAAAAUCAUUCCUUAUAUUUAUCUUUAUUUUAAUCCUCUCUAAGCAGUCCAAAUUCUACUUCAAAUAUUAUUUAAUUGUUGCUCAAUGCCAUCUCCCCCCCCCUUGUAUCCAUAAUUGUUCUUUUAGCACAUACACAGGAUUCUACAAAAUUUUGUUCUGCAAUACCAUCUCUAGCUCUUAUAAUUUAGUCAUGCUAGGGAAAAAAAUAGAUGAGAUACACACACGUCCAUAUAUAUGUACUUACACAUCAGGUAUUGAGCAGUUAGGUUGAACUAAGUAUUUCAGUUUGCAAACACUGACUCCUUUUUAAAAAUCAUUUCAUUCUAGCAAAAUUCUCCCCAGCUUCCUGUAAUUAUUUCAUUUGCAUGAUAUAUUGCUUCUUAACUUUUUAAUUGAGCACUGAAUAGAAACUGGUAUUUCCUUAACUUGUUUCUUGCAUGUUCCUUUUCAGUAAGUUUUUCCUUCCUUUUUAACAUAGGGAGCUAUUGUUCAUAUUUCUUUUUUUCUUUGUACUCUUGGAAAUGAGGGCAUCGUAAAAAACUUGGAUGUGUUUAAAAUACCAGCAAUUUUAAUCUAGCAGUGUCAAAACUCAGAUAUAUUUUGGCUUGCUACACUGUGGUACCAUGUAGCAAUCCCAUGGAGUUGGAAUUCAGAAAUGAGUGUAAUCUGUGUGAUUUUAAAAUGACUGUUACGGGAAAGUUUGUUUUGUUCAUUUGAAUUUGGUGGGGAGGAUUUGCUGAGGAGGUUUGCCCCUGGUAUUUAAUGCUUAUUGUGGGAAAUGUAACCAUGAAAGCAUGAAGCAUGUGAAGUGCUGCAUAAAUAAAAUAUAAGCUUUAAUUUAGUACAGUUCAUUUGCCAUCAUUUAUAAGUAUCAGUAAGUUGCACUGCUAUUAGUAAUUAAAAAUAAAAGCAAUUCGUCAUCAUUUAAUUAUGCAUACUUUAGAAUAUUUU
Molecule: messenger RNA, 2762 nt
Organism: Choloepus didactylus (southern two-toed sloth)
Lineage: Eukaryota; Metazoa; Chordata; Mammalia; Pilosa; Megalonychidae
Gene: DNAJB6
Product: DnaJ heat shock protein family (Hsp40) member B6
Exons: 10
Coding region: 181-1161 (326 amino acids)
Biological process (GO): positive regulation of proteasomal ubiquitin-dependent protein catabolic process; protein refolding
Cellular component (GO): endoplasmic reticulum membrane; cytosol
Molecular function (GO): Hsp70 protein binding; ATPase activator activity
Source: RefSeq, a predicted model, not a curated record